AUGAAAUCAUUAUACAUAUUGUGUUUACUUAUUUCAUUGACAUUAUAUGUGAAUAGUGUAGUAGAAGAUUCUAUGCCACAACUACAACGUUAUAAAACUCAGAGAAGAAGACAAUCGAAUAUUUUUCAGUGUAUUAAUUGUAAAAGUGGAACUGGAAAAGCGUUAAGUAUGAUUUUAAGUCCAUCCACAAACAAAUCGAUUAGUGAAACAAUUGAAACAUCUUGUAUGAAAACAGGUCCAUUUAAUACCUCUUGUAAAAUGUUAGGAACUGAACUGUCUAAACAGUUCUUUGGUGUAUUCCGUCAAAUAGUACCAAACAAGUGGUGUGCUUUUCUAGGUUUUUGUUAUUACCCACCAGUCGUACCUGUUUGUAGAUAUUGUCUCACUACUGGACUAGUGAUAAAAUCAAUAUUAUUGUCGGAAACUUAUCUAUCCGAAUUAUAUAAUAACACAUUCACUAUGUGCAAUAAAUUGCCUGAAUUUUCUCUUCUAUGUGAUACAUUUCUACAUGAUAUUUUCAUGGCGAUAACUUUAAGCUUUAAAGAGCAAUUUCUAGUUCAUCGACUUUGUAAGAAUGCUGGAUUUUGUUAA
Schistosoma turkestanicum is the source of this 591-nucleotide messenger RNA. Lineage: Eukaryota; Metazoa; Platyhelminthes; Trematoda; Strigeidida; Schistosomatidae. The record is from the annotation of a GenBank genome assembly.